Messenger RNA from Microthlaspi erraticum, 516 nucleotides. The record is from the annotation of a GenBank genome assembly. Lineage: Eukaryota; Viridiplantae; Streptophyta; Magnoliopsida; Brassicales; Brassicaceae.
AUGUACAAGUACAAUGCCAAGGUCUCUCUCUAUGGCUUCACGGAUGCUGACUUUGGUGGAGAUCUAGAUGGUCGAAAAUCAACUUCGGGCUUUGUGUUCUUGUGUGGAGACACAAGCGUUUCAUGGUGCAGCAAGAAACAAGCAACGGUGUCGCUGUCUACCACUGAAGCGGAGUAUAAAGCUUCGACGCUCGCAGCCCAAGAGUGUAUUUGGCUUCGAAGGCUUCUUGAAGAUUUGUUUGAGCCAAUCAACAAGCCGGUUGCCAUAUAUGGAGAUAACCAAAGUGCUAUCAAGCUGGCUAACAAUCCGGUGUUCCAUGCAAGGACGAAGCAUAUUGAGUUGGAACAUCACUUCAUACGGGAGAAGGUGCUUGAUGGAACAAUUGAAGCUUUGGAGGUUCGAAGUGAGGAUAAUGUUGCAGAUAUCUUCACCAAGUCACUACCAAAAGGUCAGUUCGAGUUACUUCGCUCGAAACUCGGGAUGGUUGAUAAAAUCAAGUUUAAGGGGGAGUAUUGA